Molecule: messenger RNA, 8454 nt
Organism: Meriones unguiculatus (Mongolian gerbil)
Lineage: Eukaryota; Metazoa; Chordata; Mammalia; Rodentia; Muridae
Gene: Nlgn3
Product: neuroligin 3
Exons: 8
Coding region: 343-2889 (848 amino acids)
Biological process (GO): presynaptic membrane assembly; neuron cell-cell adhesion; postsynaptic membrane assembly
Cellular component (GO): cell surface; synapse; postsynaptic specialization membrane
Molecular function (GO): signaling receptor activity; neurexin family protein binding
Source: RefSeq, a predicted model, not a curated record
GCAGCGCGCCCCCUCGGUGCGCGGGCACAGCAGCCAGGCUGCCGGAGAGCUGAUCUCGGGGAUUCGGGUGCUGAGCUCUUGGCCUGGAGGCGAUAUGGGUGGUCCGUGGCCAGGUUCAGUCGUUUGCAGCCGCCUAGGGAACAGGCCUGUCUGGCCCUAAGGGAGCUCUCUUUCGAAGUGGUGGUACUUGGACGACCUGUUCUCUGCGUUGCUGGGCACCUGUAGGUGUCCCUCGACAGCUCAGUUUUGAGGUUCAAGUCAGUGUGGCCAUGAAGGGGCUGCCUGUUGGGCUGAUGCAGUGACCCCGGAGUCUGCCUCUCCUGCCAGUCCCCUGCCCGGACCAUGUGGCUGCAGCUUGGCCUGCCCUCGCUGUCCCUGAGCCCCACGCCCACAGUUGGCCGGAGCCUGUGCCUCACCCUGUGGUUCCUCAGUUUGGUGCUGAGGGCCAGUACCCAGGCCCCAGCACCCACAGUCAAUACUCACUUUGGGAAGUUAAGGGGUGCCAGAGUACCAUUGCCCAGUGAGAUCCUGGGUCCUGUGGACCAAUACCUGGGGGUGCCCUACGCAGCUCCCCCGAUCGGCGAGAAACGUUUCCUGCCCCCUGAACCACCCCCAUCCUGGUCGGGCAUCCGGAACGCCACACACUUUCCCCCAGUGUGCCCCCAGAACAUCCACACAGCUGUCCCCGAAGUCAUGCUGCCAGUCUGGUUCACUGCCAACUUGGAUAUCGUCGCGACUUACAUCCAGGAGCCCAACGAAGACUGCCUCUAUCUGAAUGUCUAUGUGCCCACAGAAGAUGUAAAGCGGAUUUCCAAGGAAUGCGCCCGAAAGCCCAACAAGAAAAUUUGUAGGAAAGGAGGAUCCGGCGCUAAGAAACAGGGCGAGGACUUAGCGGAUAAUGACGGGGAUGAAGAUGAAGAUAUCCGGGACAGUGGUGCUAAGCCUGUCAUGGUCUACAUCCACGGAGGCUCUUACAUGGAAGGGACAGGCAACAUGAUUGAUGGCAGCGUUCUUGCAAGUUAUGGCAACGUCAUCGUCAUCACCCUCAACUAUCGGGUCGGGGUGCUAGGUUUCCUGAGCACUGGGGAUCAGGCUGCCAAGGGCAACUAUGGGCUCCUUGACCAAAUCCAGGCCCUUCGAUGGGUGAGUGAGAAUAUUGCCUUCUUUGGAGGAGAUCCCCGUCGAAUUACUGUCUUUGGCUCGGGCAUUGGUGCAUCCUGUGUCAGCCUCCUCACACUGUCUCAUCAUUCUGAGGGUCUUUUCCAGAGGGCCAUCAUCCAAAGUGGCUCUGCUCUGUCUAGCUGGGCUGUGAACUACCAGCCAGUGAAGUACACCAGCUUGCUGGCAGACAAAGUGGGCUGUAAUGUUCUGGACACCGUGGAUAUGGUAGAUUGUCUUCGACAAAAGAGCGCCAAAGAGCUGGUAGAACAGGACAUUCAGCCAGCCCGCUACCAUGUGGCUUUUGGCCCUGUGAUUGAUGGUGAUGUCAUUCCUGAUGACCCUGAGAUCCUUAUGGAACAGGGAGAGUUCCUCAACUAUGAUAUAAUGCUAGGUGUCAACCAGGGUGAGGGUCUCAAGUUUGUGGAAGGGGUGGUGGACCCCGAGGAUGGUGUCUCUGGCACUGACUUUGACUACUCUGUCUCCAAUUUUGUGGACAAUCUGUAUGGCUAUCCUGAGGGUAAGGACACCCUGCGGGAGACCAUCAAGUUCAUGUACACAGACUGGGCAGACCGUGAUAACCCUGAGACCCGCCGUAAAACACUGGUGGCACUCUUUACUGACCACCAGUGGGUGGAACCUUCAGUGGUGACAGCUGAUCUGCACGCCCGCUAUGGCUCACCGACCUACUUCUACGCCUUCUAUCAUCACUGCCAGAGCCUCAUGAAGCCCGCAUGGUCAGAUGCAGCUCAUGGAGAUGAAGUGCCCUAUGUUUUUGGUGUCCCUAUGGUAGGUCCCACUGACCUUUUCCCCUGCAACUUCUCCAAGAACGAUGUUAUGCUCAGUGCUGUUGUUAUGACCUAUUGGACCAACUUUGCCAAGACCGGGGAUCCCAACAAGCCGGUACCCCAGGAUACCAAGUUCAUUCACACCAAGGCCAACCGCUUUGAGGAAGUGGCCUGGUCCAAAUACAAUCCCCGGGACCAGCUCUAUCUUCACAUCGGGCUGAAACCAAGGGUUCGCGAUCAUUACCGAGCCACAAAGGUAGCCUUUUGGAAACACCUGGUGCCCCACCUGUACAACCUGCAUGACAUGUUCCACUAUACAUCCACGACCACCAAAGUGCCGCCCCCGGACACCACCCACAGCUCCCACAUCACCCGUAGGCCCAACGGCAAGACCUGGAGCACCAAACGGCCAGCCAUCUCACCUGCCUACAGCAAUGAGAAUGCCCCUGGGUCCUGGAAUGGAGACCAGGAUGCAGGGCCACUCCUGGUUGAGAAUCCUCGAGACUACUCUACUGAACUAAGUGUCACCAUCGCGGUGGGGGCCUCCCUCCUGUUUCUUAAUGUGUUGGCCUUUGCCGCCCUCUAUUACCGUAAGGACAAACGACGCCAGGAACCCCUGAGGCAGCCUAGCCCCCAGAGAGGAACUGGUGCCCCAGAAUUGGGAACUGCUCCGGAGGAGGAGCUGGCAGCAUUACAGUUGGGUCCCACUCACCAUGAGUGUGAGGCCGGGCCCCCACACGAUACACUGCGCCUCACAGCAUUGCCAGACUAUACCCUGACCCUGCGGCGCUCCCCUGAUGACAUACCACUCAUGACUCCCAACACCAUCACUAUGAUCCCUAACUCCCUGGUUGGGUUGCAGACAUUGCACCCCUAUAACACCUUUGCCGCAGGGUUCAACAGUACAGGGCUGCCCCACUCACACUCCACUACCCGCGUAUAGCUCUAGCCCGGAGCGUAACCCAUCCCCCAGCUCCCUUCCCCCCCCCCAGACCCACCAACACACAUGCACACACAUACACAUAUAUGUACACGCACGCACCCACACCCUCCAAGCAGACCCAUCUGCACAAACACAGACAGAUGUGGACAUGCACCCGCAUGUACAAAAAACACAAAGCGGAAGUGAAAACCCGAACAGGCCCUUCAAAUGGGGACACAUAUGAGUCCUUGGUACCAAGGGCCCAUGGAAUAGCAGCUGGAACCAGCUCCCUGAGCCCGACCAUAGACACUCCUGGGGCCCUGGAAGCCACAGCCGAACACCCCCUUGGUGCUCGCCUUCUCAGAACUGCACCGUCUACCAACUGCAGACUUGGGAGCUUUAAAGAGCAGGAUAGCUCUUCCUCCCCCCAGACUUGGUCUUUUCUCUGGGUCUUGUUUUUGUUGAUUUUUUUAAAAAAAAUUGGAACCAAUGCUUUUCCAGCCCAUUGAGUGCUAAGCAGCUGUGGAAGGGAGGGCUCCAAGAUCAGGACUCUCAGGUUCUGGGACUCCCAACGUUCACACAAUCAGACCAAGGAAAAGGACCCUCCCAGACAGUAAGACUAUGGGGUGCAAGACUAUGGGGUGAAAGGAGGAAGAGGCUAGCAAUGAAUGGGGCUGGAGGGCCAUCAAGGACAGAGCACCAACUGGUUCUGCGUCCCCAUAGAGGACUGCAGAGCCUCCAGCGUGGCCUGCUCCUGCGAAAGCCAGCAGCAGCAGCCUGACUAGAGGAGAAUAGGUUUGGUAAACUAAGUACCGUGGGGGCCCUGACCUUAUUGGGCUCCAAGGUACAUAAUCUGGGUUCUGCCUCUGCCCUUGGGAAAAUGGGGAAAUGAUAUCAAAACUUUGCCCCAUUUUCUUUAGUUUCCUUGUGUCUGUCGUUUCUCUUUCUAAACAGUGGAAUUUUUUGUUUGUUUGUUUGUUUGUUUUGUUUUGUUUUUUGUUUUUAUUUUGGUUUGGUUUUUCUUUUUUUGUUUUGUUUUGUUUGGGUUUUGGUUGUUGUUGACCUUUUCUUUUUCUUUUCUUUCUUUUUUUUCUUUUCUAUUUUUUUCUUUUUCUUUUUUUUUUUUUUUUUUUUUUUUAAGAAAAGUUCUUAAAACACUAACAGAAACCCAUGGAGUUUGUCCUUUGUAAAAAAUUUUAAACACAAUGUCUUGAUAUAAAAAUAAAAAAUCCAGUUAGCAAUCCCAACCUGCCUCCCUUGCACAGGCCUGCCCCAACAACCCCUGGAGCCAGGCACCUGCUCAGGCUAGAAGCUCAGUGUUCCAGCAGCCUGCGGCCUCCUGCCUUGCAGCGCCUGCAAGUCUAGGCUGUGCUCUACUUGCCCAGGGCCCCCUGCACAAAGCCUCUCUGAUCCUAAUCAUUUUGCUGUACCAUCCUCCUGCCCCCAGCACUUUGGAUUUCUGCAGCUGGAACCUCUUAACACCUCAGGCCACCUAAUGAAACAGCAAAAAUAAUAUUUCCUUCCUCCUCUGCCACCAGGCCACCACCACCUCCUCCAUGGUCAUCAUCUUGCCCUCAUCGUGGACUGGUGGCUAGGAAGAGGCUUGGCCUCUGACCUGCUGAGAUUCUUUCUCCUGUGGAAAUGCAGUACACGUGGUAUCAGCCUAUGACCUCCUCUGUCUCCAUUGACUUCCAGAAGGGCCACUCUCCUUUCCUCAAGGGAUGCGGGUUUCUUUUUCUGUGAAUUGGAAUAGCAGAAGUCAUUCAAGAUCCGUUUCUCUGGUAGGACUGUCACUAGUGGCUCCCUGACAACUUUAGGGGAUGGAUUCAAGGCGGGGGCCCCAUAGGGUUAGCAUUGUAGGGUUUCUUAUUGUCCUCUGUGACUCGAAGGGCUAAACGUGAAGUCUGCUCAUCAAGUAUGACAGCUGGGCAGGGUUGCUGAUAUCUCAGAAGCCAGGUAUAGAAUUCUUCAAAGUGACCCUGACAAAAUGAGGGAGAUGAGCCAUCAGAAGGCAAUAUGAUGUGCAAAGAGGGGACAAGUGCAAGAUAUUGUAUACAAAUAUCAAAACCCAGAACUAAUACACUAAUGUGUUGCCUGGGACAAGAACAUGGACAAUAGUUGGCUCAACGCAGGAAUAGCUAACAGAAGGGCUGGGAGAAGGAAUACAUGGUGAGUGAGUUCAUGAUUGCAGAAUAGCUUUGGGCCCUCCUUUCUCUUUUUUCCCUUUAUUCUUUCUGAAAUAAAGACACUAGCAUAUAGUAACAAAAACAUCGGGGAUGACCUGGGAAGUAAUCACAGAGUGACUGUUAAAAGAUAAGUCACCCCGGCAGCAUAUAGUCCAACCCACUUACACCUAGAAGGAGGAACAAGAAAGGAAGGACCAAGAUUUCGAUGUUUUCCUUAGCUACAUAGUGAGCUUGAGGCAAGCCUGAGCUACCUGAGGCUCUGGCUGUGUGUGUGUGUGUGUGUGUGUUAUGUAUGCAGGUGCCCUGGAAGCCAGAGGGAGUAUCCAAUCCCCUGGAGUUACAGGUGUUUGCAAGCUGCCAGACAUGCGUGCUAGAAACCUAAUUCAGGUUCUCUAGAAGAGGAGCAGGUGCUAACCCCUAUGCCAUCAUUCUAGCCCCGAGACCCUGUAGUGAAAACAAACAAACAAACAAAAAACAAAAAAAAAAAAAGAAACCAAGAAUUCAACCCAAUAGUUUGUGACCCUGUCAUCAUCCUCUUGGAUUUGCUCUAGUCCUGCACUGGUUAGGAGUCAGCAGCGCUAGCUUUGGUGGACAUAUUUUAAGUGGGUGGGCAAGCAGGGAGGGUCUGGAAAAAAGAAACUCUAGGCCGAAGGCUCUGCUGUUGGGUUGCUUUGUUUGAUUGGUUGGUUUGAUUUUGAUUUGUUUGUUGUCUUUUUUUUUUAAAUUUUGAGAUAGAGUCUCACUAGGUAGCCCUGGCUGGCCUGAAACUUGCUGUGUAGACCAGGCUGGCCUGGAACACACACACAUUCACCUGCCUCUGUGUCCUGAGUGCUGGAAUUAAAGGUGUGCACCACCAUAUCCAGCAAAAUAUUUUCUUUUUAAAGAUUGUGUUUUUUUAUUUUUUUUUUAGAUUUAUUUAUUUUAUUUUAUGUGUAUGAGUGUUUUGGCUGUAUAUAUAUACAUACACACACACAUAUAUAUAUAUAUAUGUGUACGCCAUGUGUGUGCCUGAUGCCCACGGAGGUCAGAAAAGGGAGUUGGAUCCCCUGAAACUGGAGUUAUGGAUGGUUGUGAGCCACUAUGUGGGUACUGAAAAUGGAACCCAGGUCCUCUGCAAGAGUAACAAGUGCUCUUAGCCAUUAAGUCAGCUCUCCAGCCCCAGAUUUUAUUUAUAUGUAUAUGUGUGUGCAUAUCAGAUCCCCUGGAGCAGUAGUUACAGGCAGCUAUCAACCAUGGGUCAUGUAUGCUAGGAACUGAACUCAAGUCCUCUGCAAGAGUAAUACAAUGCUCUUAACCACUGAGCUAUCUCUCCAGCCCCCAGGUUGCUUUUUAUGUUUGUUUGUUUUGUUUGAGACAGGAUCUCUAUGUAGACCUGGCUGUCCUGGAACUUGCUACAUAGACCAGGCUGGUCUUGAACGUACAGAGAUCUGCCUCUGAGUGCUAGGAUUAAAGGCGUGUACCAUCAUGCCCAGCCCUAGGUUGCUUUUUUUUUAAUAUAGAAAGAAAAAAGCUGAUGAGGAACAACCAAUGGUUGCCAAAUACCUACUAUGUAACAAGUGUGCUUUGACCAUCUUCAAUAUGUGACUUCUGAAUAAAGACCGAGCUGUGUUCUUUCAUGGCCUGUGUCCUGCACUCCUUCUGAAGAUGACAGAGUGAAAACAAGACUAAGGGAAAGCCAAGGAGUUAUGUAGGUGUGGUGAGAAGGUUCUCUGGGUACCCUGAAAACCCUUAUCAGUAGCUGCCAAAUGGAAUGACUGUGCUGUGGUUUUCAUCCUCUGAGAGCCUGGAUGAUGCCACCUUUUGGGUCCAUUUUGUCUGUAUUUUCAUGUUUAACCUUUAGUUGCUACAUUUCAGAUAUUCCCAAUGGGGCCCCUCAUAGUAGAGAGACUCUAAAUUAGGAGACUGUUUCAUGGGGUGGGGGGUGGGUGAUUUAGAAAUGGUAUUUCUUCUCACAUACUCAAGAUGCCAUAGCAAAGCAGGGACCCAUCAACGAGAAGUUUCAGUUGGGCCUCAUGCCUUUCAAAGGCCUGGAUGGCCAAGACAGACAGGAUUUCAAGAUGAAUGACAGUCAUUCUUGACCAAUGUGGUUUUAUGGUCUGGACCACAUUGCUGAGCAGCAGCCCUGAGCUCAUGUCCCACAGAUCAUUCAUGUUUAAGUAUAGGGUGCUGGGCACAGCUGUCUUAGGAUCUGUAUUUGUAGAAUGUGUGAAUGGUCAGAGGUUUAAAAUCCCCAUGCAAGAAUGGUAACCACGACUGUAGGGUUAUCCCUGUGCCAGCUUAUAUGACUAUCAGGGGUGAAGACACUCCUCCCAGCACAUACUCAAAGGAGCCAUGCUCAAAGGAAAGCAGUAUGGCCCCCAGGACCCUCUAGCUGCUCAGAAGCACUCUGUGUCACUGUUUGCUCACUAACAGUGCACACAGAGUACUUGCAGAGCACCUGGUGGUGGUUUUUAAAACCCCACAGAAAAUGGAAUGGAUAUGUUCUUCAAGUUCAAGACUUAACUGUUUGGAUGGGAAAAGGUGGCUCCCACAUUGCAGAUCCCACGUUACAAAAUAAAGAUUGCCCAUCCCUGUACAGAGCCAGGCAAAACCAAUCAUUCCCCCCCCCCACACCCUGUUCAGUUCACUCCCUUUAAUGGGGAGAUGGAAAAAGUCCAUGAAGAGAAGGCCAUGGCCACUGUUGCCUGGAAUUAGAUAAGGCAUUUUUGGGACAAGACAGAAAAUUUCAGAAUGGGUAAAGGUAGAUAUGUGCCUGGAGAUUUGUGUCUAAUGUAGGCAAAUCAUUAUGGGAUGGCCAGGAGGGUUUGGUAUAUUUGGUUUGUUUGUUUGUUUGGCUUAAAAAAAAAAACAGCACAGGCUCUUACUAUGUAGCCCCAGCUAGCCUGGAAGUUGCAAUGUUGGCCAGCCUGGCUUUGAACUCACAGAGAUCCAUCUUCCUCUGUUUCUUGAAUGCUGGCUUGAAGCUGUAGGUUUGUUAUAUGUGACUGACUACAAAUGCUCCAAGGUUGGAUGGGUGGAAGUUCUAGGAAAACAGAUGUGGAUUAUGUAUUAAAAUGCUACUCUUUUUUCCUUUAAAAUUUUUUUUUUACUAGUUUAUUGUUCUUGUGAGUUGUUUGGGUUUUCUCUUUGCUUUUUUAGGCAGGGUCUCAUGUAGCCCAGGCUGGUCUCAAAUUGCAUUCUGCAUUGCAGAAUGUGACUCCAGCUUCAUAUCCCCCUGCUUCCACCUCCUGAGUACUGGGACUACAGAUUUGUACCACCAUUCCUAGAUUCUGCAGUACUGGGAAUGGAACUGAAGGCCUUAUGCAUGCUAAGUGAGCUCUGUACCCAACGAGCUCCAUCAGCAGCCCUGCUCUUUCCUUUUUUAAUAAAGCAAAAUUGUAAUAAAAGUUUCAGCUCAUGA